Messenger RNA from Cicer arietinum (chickpea), 456 nucleotides. The record is from RefSeq and is a predicted model, not a curated record. NCBI's taxonomy places the organism in Eukaryota, Viridiplantae, Streptophyta, Magnoliopsida, Fabales, Fabaceae.
AUGUGCUACGUAGGAAAAGCAACAAAGAUCUUCAUCUUCAUCGUUACUGUGCUGGUUGUUACGGGUUUGGUAUUGGGAUUUGGAAUCAUACACCGUCACCACAAUCACAACAACAAUGCAAAAUGCUCUGAUGACUCUUGCGGUUCUUUUCCAACGCCCAAUUUCAACAUUCCAAAUUCCCCUUUUACCCCUCCUAACAAUGACAACCCCAUUUCUCCGCCUGCUCCUCCCGCAGAUUCUCCGCCGGUAGUAACAAGUCCGCCCCCUCCUGACGCCAACACCAACCCAUCUUUGCCGCCUCCUUCGCCAUUGAUUCAGUCUCCGCCUCCUCCGCCAUUGAUUCAGUCUCCGCCGCCUCCUCCUCCUCAGAGUGUGGCGGAACCGCCGAUGAGUAGUACACCUACUACGCCUGGUUCGGCGUUAGUGACUCCAGGUCCUGUACAUGCUAUUUUCUAG